CCAAAUAAUAGUAAUUAAAGUUGGUCUAUUUCAAUAUGUCAUCAGAUCCCAGCUGUUACCCUUAUGCUUUGAUCGAAAGAAGACAGUUUCUGUCCUGGUAUUAAUGUUUGAAACUCCGGACUGAAGCUGAAGGAAGUGAAAAUGAGCUGCUGAUUCAGACUGAUGUCUGGGCUGAGCUGAGGAUUUUGAGAGACAUGGUGGUGGAGCAGAAAGUAGAGCUGAGGCACCUGAUAUCCAGAGUAGCUGCUGCUGAGAGCCUGGUGGAUGCCUUGGAGAAGGAGAAUUUAGCCAUGGAGGCCAGGAUGACUGCUGCUGAGAGCUUGGCAGCGGAACUACAGAUGCAGAAUAAUGCUCAAGCUACAGAGCUUGCAGUUGCUCAGAAGGAGCUCAGCACUCUGCAGCAAAGAGUGACAGUCAGUGAGGCACGUGUGGAGGAGCUGGAGAAACAACACGAAGUUCAAGCUACAGAGCUUGCAGUCGCUCAGCAGGAGCUCAGCACUCUGCAGCUGAGACUGACAGUCAGUGAGGGCCUAAUCAAGGAACUGGAGAAACAGCAGGAAGGACAAAAGGUGGACAUCCAGGAACUUCAAAAUACCAACAGAGUGAAGAAACUGGCUUUUUCUGUCUCCCUUCUGGCAUCUGGUGAGGGUAACACAUGCCAAGAAGGUGCUCCACUCCUCUACAAAAAUGUGUUUUCCAACAUUGGAAACUACUACAACCCAGACACAGGUUACUUCACUGCACCAGUGCGAGGAGUGUAUUACUUCAGAUUUACUGGCCAUGUAGCACACUCUGAUUUCAGUAUGGGAUUGCAACUUUUCAUGAAUGAACAUCUUAUAGUGACAGCAGCUGACCGUUACACCCAACCAACAGAUGUUGAGGACAAUGCAUCCAACGGUGUGGUGUUGCAGUUAGAAGUGGGUGAUGUUGUUUCAGUAAAACUUUGGGGAAAAGUUUGGGACGAUCAUUACCACAGAACAACCUUCAGUGGCUUUCUGCUCUUUCCUUUACAAGACACUACCAUUGCCAACAUGAGAGGUUAUGCAGGGCCCAAAUUUUGAUAUUUCACCAAAUAACACGUCUUGGUAACAAUACAAAAAGUGCAUAAAAUAAUAAAUAAUACAAGUUUGAUGA
Molecule: messenger RNA, 1134 nt
Organism: Eleginops maclovinus (Patagonian blennie)
Lineage: Eukaryota; Metazoa; Chordata; Actinopteri; Perciformes; Eleginopidae
Product: collagen alpha-1(X) chain-like
Exons: 8
Coding region: 195-1061 (288 amino acids)
Molecular function (GO): protein binding
Source: RefSeq, a predicted model, not a curated record